Molecule: messenger RNA, 709 nt
Organism: Cryptococcus deneoformans JEC21
Lineage: Eukaryota; Fungi; Basidiomycota; Tremellomycetes; Tremellales; Cryptococcaceae
Exons: 4
Coding region: 82-297 (71 amino acids)
Biological process (GO): outer mitochondrial membrane organization
Source: RefSeq, a predicted model, not a curated record
UUUGAGACCUUUUUGAGUCACCACCCAUCCUUUCCUCCAUCGGACUUCCAGCAAACAUCUGUCGAUAACCAUCGUCUAGCCAUGGCUCUUCCCAACCUCAGGUCCAUCUUCGCAUCAUCGCGCACUUCAGAAGAAGAGCGACAGCUCUCUCGCACGACUUUUUACAAAUUUACCGCUUUCGUCGGGGCUUGUCUGGUGAUCUCCCUGUUGGCUGCUCGUAACUCUGGAAGAGAUCUUCGAGGGACAGCAAGGGGUGUUGUGGGCAUGGUCUCUGGAACGCCCGGUAAACUUGUGUGAACAAAAAAAAAAAAGAGGCACCAUUUCAGAGAGGAAUGGGUUUACAGCCCUCGGCUGGCUCUAUUAUAAGAAACCAUUUUUGGAGACGUUUUCAUGGUACCGCCUGUACAAAGCACAGCGCCCAUGUCGUCAAGUAUGGCCAAUGUGAUUUGACAUCCCUUGGUACAACUAGUUGAUCUUAUGUUUCCUCCAAGAUUCUGGAGGUGUAAAGGGUAUAGAUAAAUGUAUGUACUUUACGAUACCUAUAACGUUUUAAGAUAGCAUUGUAAGAUUCUAGGCUAUGGUAUAUCUGCAUUAGGGUCCACAUAGUCAAUCGCCGUUCUCGUCCCAUUUUUAUUUUGUAGAUGGACAAUACGCCAAGAGGAACAAUUCGCAGAGAGCAGCGGUGAUGGCAGGGAAAAGUAGCUUCAGG